AUGAACGACUACACCAGGUAUGCCCUUAACUCUAUCCCCUUUCUGAACCCUGACCGGUUUAGUGAGGUUGACCUUUCCGGCGGUGUUGACCCCAUUCUUCCCACGCCCUUCCGUAUUGGGUCGGCGGCGGCGGCAAGCCUGGCGGCGGUGGGGCUGGCCGUUUCCGACCUUUGGGAGUUGCGCACCGGAAACCGACAAGAGAUAAAGGUUGACGCACGGAGGGCCACGGCCUCCCUGCGCAGCAGCCGGUACAUGACCCUGGACGGAGCGCCGACGGCCGGCGAGCGCAACGCGGUUAUGGGCGUGUACCCGGCCAAGAACGGGCGGUGGAGCUACCUGCACUGCAACUUCCCCAACCACCGGGAGGCUGCCCUUAGCGUCCUGGGUGUGGAGGAGGAAAAGGAAGCGGUGCGCCGGGCCGUGUCCAACUGGGACGCACUGGAACUGGAAGAGGCCAUCAUCGCCGCCCGGGGCGCCGGAGGAAUGGUCCGCACCAUGCAGGAAUGGGCUCAGCAUCCCCAGUCGGCUGCCGUGGCGUCACUGCCCCUGCUGGAGAUAGACAAAAUCGGAGACGGCCCCCCACAGCCCUUGCCCGAGGGAUCACGACCCCUUUCCGGCAUACGGGUGCUGGACCUGACCCGGGUACUGGCAGGCCCGACCUGCGCCCGUACCCUGGCGGAACACGGCGCCGACGUGAUGAAGAUUGCCGGGCCUCACCUGCCCUUCAACGAGGGUCAGGAGUACGACACGGGCCACGGCAAGCUGUCCACCCACCUGGACUUGCGGGAAGGGCAGGAUAUGGAAACGCUGCGGGGGCUGAUCCAGGAAGCCGAUAUAUUCUCGCAGGGCUACCGGCCCAACACCCUGGCCUCUCGGGGACUUUCUCCGGAAGACCUGGCAAAGAUACGCCCCGGAAUCAUCUACGUGUCUUUGUGCGCCUUCGGCCGGGUGGGACCGUGGGCCGAGCGGCGCGGGUUCGAUACGGUGAUCCAGACGGUCAGUGGCAUUACCCACCGGCAGGGGGAGUUGUUCCCCGGCGCCGAGCCGGGGCCGCAAUUCUACCCGGUGUCGGCCAUUGACUAUCUGACCGGCUACCUGAUGGCCUACGGCGCGCUGACGGCCCUGACCCGGCGGGCAACUGAGGGCGGAAGCUGGCUGGUGCGGCUGUCGCUGGCCCAGACCGGCCGCUGGCUGGUGGGACAGGGACAGGUUGCGGAAUCGGACCUGGCGGGCAUACCGUCAGACUUUUCCGCUGACGAAGUUGAGGGCUGGACAACCGUAAGCGAGGCUCCUGGCGGCAGGUUGAAGCACCUGUCGCCGGUGGUGGAACUUUCCGAGACGCAGCCCCACUGGGCACGGCCAACGGUGCCCCUGGGCUACCAUGACCCGGUGUGGCCCGCCCGUUCUACAUAA
Molecule: messenger RNA, 1413 nt
Organism: Geodia barretti
Lineage: Eukaryota; Metazoa; Porifera; Demospongiae; Tetractinellida; Geodiidae
Source: the annotation of a GenBank genome assembly